Messenger RNA from Cylindrotheca closterium, 2331 nucleotides. The record is from the annotation of a GenBank genome assembly. NCBI's taxonomy places the organism in Eukaryota, Bacillariophyta, Bacillariophyceae, Bacillariales, Bacillariaceae.
AUGGUCAAAGCCUUGAAAGUCCAUGCCCAUUUGAGGAGGAAAAAGUCUGGGCCAUGCAGGAGAUCAAGAAGGAUCUUGCUCAUAAAAGCGCAUGGGGUUGGGAUCUCCAUUCUGAGAUUGCGAAUCUGUGCCCCUGUCAUCCUUCGAAAAAUGACAUCCUUCCCCAAGUUGCUUGGUCCUGAAAGUCCCCAGAUGGGAACUCAGUUUCUCUCUUCUGUCAGCAUCUGCUUUUCAGAUGAUUCAAUUCACCAAGCGAUCCAUGACAAGAAGAGACCCAAGAAAUCGGAAAUUCAAGCGUCCUUUGGGUUUGCCGUUCCUACUGGUAAGCCCUAUUCGGUCUAUGGUCGGGGUCGCAAGGAAUCAGUGACAGCAGAGACCAUUUCUGCUGAUGCUAUCCGUUUUAAUGCACCUCAGAUGCUCUCUACAGACAAGUUGCGGCUCUUGAACUCGUCUCGCGUCGGAGCAGUCCUUGGAGUAUUUUUUACUCCGAAUUCUCCUCCGGUUAUUGGAUUUGGCGCUAGUCCUGUUAGUACUACUUUCAAUGGGCAAGAUGCUGUCCAUCGCGGGGCCCCAAAGUGGUCUGAUUGCUUUGAUCCCACUUUGAUCCAGCAAUACUGGCAGGGAGAUAUGAGUGUCCCUACUCAUAGUCUGGUGGUUUCCCUCAGUGGGCGAACAAGGUUGAAAAUGCCAGCGUCGCAGCAGGAUUUUGUUCAAGCAACAAAGCCUGCAAUGCUGGUUGGGGACUUUUCCAAGAUCCUUCUGAUUCCUGAUGGAUGCGGUGCCCCGGUGGGCCUUUAUUGGCCAACUUCUAUUUCUUUCGAGGACUUCAAAAAUUCUUUGAGUGGACAUGGUACUCCUUAUGGGAGUUUCUUGGAUUUAUUACGGAGUCAGUCUUCUAUUUUUGAAGAAUGGUUUACGGCAGUGAAUUCAAGUGCUGGGUCCUAUCAAUUGCAAACUACUUCUGCGAUGGAUCUGUGGGCGACUCUGCCUUGUCCUUCCAACCUUCACGGGAAUGGUCUAUUGAACGUUGCUGCCGCCCAACCCCUACGAGAGCAAUUUGCUCGCUACGUAAUGGGGAUGGCUCUGGAUUGUGCUCUCUUUGGCCCCUGUGAUGUGGACAAUCAACAGGUUAUCAGGCAACGCUGUCAAGUUGGUGCAUGGUUGGAACGUGCUCGGCAAUGCUACCCGCCAGCACUGGGGUAUCAUGGUCCGCCGGAUCACUUCGCGUACCUAUCUGUUCUUUGUCCUCCGGAGGAUGGGUGGUCUUGGCUGGAAUUUUCUACUUGGCUUUCUUAUUUGCCUUUUGACGCGCUACCUGAUAGGUAUCAGCGAUUUGAACCAAAACAAAUCCCUGUGAAAGCUCGAGCAGUCUUUGUUCCAGCCAUUCUUGUGGAAAAAGAGGACCCUGAUAGCGAUUUGGAUGCUUGCGCAAAUGUGUUUGCCACGACUGCAACUACAGAUACGGCUACACCUAACAUUGCUACAGUCCCAGCUCCAGCUCCAAAUGUUGCUACUCCAAGUCCACCAAAAGAAGCUCCACUUCCAACGGUGCGGCAAUCGGCCUCCCCACCUUCCGUUCCACAAGACGUCCUCAAUGCCAUGCAAAAAGUGAGGGCUUUCCAAGAACAAAUUGUUCAUGGUACAUCUGCGAGCACACCUGCUAAUCCAGUUGACUUGGUCCCUGGUGAUGUGGAGGAGUAUGACAUUUGCCCGAAUGACUUGACAACUAAAUUUGCUUCUUCGGCAAAUGAUUCUUCUACUGCAGCAGUCAUGCAAGCUGGCAAUAUUGCUGAUCGUCGUCGCUCUAGUUUGGCACAAGGAAGAUUUGGGGCUGGUCCACGUACGGGUUUGCUGGGCCUUGCUCCGAUGCAGAACAACAUGUUCAACCCGCAGACACUGGCGGCAGCGCUUGGAGUACGACAGUCUUGUUUUGUUCCAGUUGAUAAAGCGUCUCUUGCAAGUGUGCAGGCACGUCGGACUUGCAGCCCUUAUUUCCUAAAUGUUGCUCUGGUUCUUGCAAGUUUCUUUCCCCAAGAGGAGCAACCCUAUCUGUGUCUGUCUGAUGACCGUGUGGUGGCUGCGACUGAUUGGAUGAAAGUGCCGGAACCAACGCAACUCGCCCGUGAUCUCAUUGCGCUAUGGGACCAUGGCCACAAGGAGGCAACGUCGGGUGUCACACGAACAUUGCAUUAUGCACUUCGUUUUUGUGCGGAUAUUGCUACAGAUUUUCAACAGAUCCCAGCUGAAUUUGACCUGCUAAAUUUUGCAAUGCAUAAAUCGAUCUAUGAUGUGGUGUUGGGAUAUGAUAAAGCAAAAUGUGCUCUAUCAUGA